Molecule: messenger RNA, 7688 nt
Organism: Wyeomyia smithii (pitcher-plant mosquito)
Lineage: Eukaryota; Metazoa; Arthropoda; Insecta; Diptera; Culicidae
Product: mucin-5AC
Exons: 9
Coding region: 1455-5411 (1318 amino acids)
Biological process (GO): protein dephosphorylation
Molecular function (GO): protein tyrosine phosphatase activity
Source: RefSeq, a predicted model, not a curated record
UUCGAAAAUCCCGCAACGGCAAACCCGUGUCUACUGUCAUCACGAGCGGUCGUGCAUUUGUUCGCGCUGUCUGUCCCUGGCUCUGCCGCGAGGGCUCGAGAGUGUUGUGUUUCGCGAAGUUCCGUUGCCCUGGCGACUCCGUGUGUCAGCAGGAAAAAAUUGAUUGAGAAAAAAAACACUAAAAACUCAGGUGUAUCUGUGCCGCUGACUAAAGAAACCAACACACAGUCGUCUGUAAAGUGUUGUCUUCAUCAACAAACGCAGCAGCAGCAACAGCAGAGGUGGAUUAGAGUUGUAUGCGUCCCGCUUAGCCCACAUACCAGACUCGAUCAGCGAGGAAUAACAAACAGAUAGUGCAGGUAUCUCGAGCUGGUUACCUGUGUGCAUAGUUUUGUGCUAGCAAAAUCGAACGUGUGUGAUGUUGGGUACGGACCGAGAGGUUUGCGAGUAGUUUCCUUUCUUGAGGCAGACGUUGUGCAAUUAACGAAACUUACGAAAAGUGGUAUUUUAGAUCUGAAUCAACGUUGAUCUCUUCCAGCGGAUAGUAAGAUAGCCAUAAAAAUUGGUUCUCUGCUCACUCUGAUGGUUAUUAAUUUUCCUCAAGUAGUGUUCGUGACAGAAAAAUCGAUCCAUAAUUUGUAUAUCCGGACUUAGUAGGCUGAUGAAUGGUUAGUCGACGAGAAAAUUUGAUGACCUAUUAUUACAAAUGACUACUAAAACUUACUAACUGGAAACAAAAAGAUCACGAGUUAAAAGUGUAUGUUAAAAGUGCUAUUGCAUAAACGUCACUAAUGUCUAGUGUGUUGAAAUAUAAAGAUUUGUAGGAUUGUCCAUUCCAGAGGUGCUCAUAUCAUUCGGUUCGGUGUUACUGUGACCAAAAGUCAAGUCAGUCAGUGUUGAUAUAAGGAGGAAUUCCGCAGCUCCAGCAGGAAGAUUGACAGAAGCAGAGCCCAAAAGUGAAGGUAUUUGCAAUCACAUACAGUUGAAUGUGUUAAUAAGGUGACCACGCUCGAAGAGUUGCUUGUUGUUGUGGUGCACAUAUUUUGAAGUGGUCUAUUUUGGCAGCAGACUUUGCGGUGUUUUGUGGUGAACUUUACUGCUUCGCAGGUCGGCCGUCACAAGCAGCUUAUUUCAGCUUUUGAACCCCGUCGAGUAAUGACGGCGGACAGCACAAUUGACCGGAGAAGAUAACACAAAAGGCACUCUGAGCCCCGAGUGACCCAGUGUCUUCACUUUCGCCCGAAACAAAGAUGUAAUGAGGCAGUACGCGAAGCGAUGACCGAAAGUACCAAUAAUCAUCUUCAAACAUCAAACAUCUUUCCACAACGUAGCGCGAAGCCAACGCCCAGAAAAGUAGUAGCAUCUUUCUUUAUCUAGAAAUCGGCCGUCAAGCCCAUCAUCAUCAUCAUAAUCAUCACCAUCAUUAUCGCCGCUACGUCAAGCAGCAUUCAAACAUGGAACGGCGGCAAAGGUGUCGCUCCCUAGAGGGGCGAAAUACAUUUCAGAUAUGGCCCAGUUCCGGGGUCAUUAUGAUUACUGCCGUGGCGUUGAUGACGUUCAAUUUGACACUUGUUACGGUUAACGCCGGUGUAAUUGUCAAGAGACAACUCGUUAACGUCGAGACAACAACAAUCGCGAAUGCUGAAGAGACAACCACGGCGGCGAUACUUAUCAGCGACAUCUCGGAACAAGUAAACGCUAGUGAGAGCCGUCAAGCUGAUCCAUCGCCCGUAGUCACCGUCAGUCCAGAAGUCAGCUCACCAGAAUCUGAAACCUUGAGCCCAGGAGUGGGUUCUACCCGAUCGGAUGCUCCGACAACGGUCGUGGCCCCAACCAAAGGGCAAAGAUUACCAGCGUCGGUGGAUGACAUCGAUGGCCGGUCGUUUGCUCGUUCGGAAAUUUUAGCCGAAGAUGCAACAGAUUUGUCACUUGCUGUCGUCUCCACAGCCGCGAGUGACACACAAGCCGGGAAAUCGGUUGCCAGCAGUGCCGAACCAGAAGCAACGGUGGCCGAAACUACGACAGUCACGAGCAGCCUAGCAGAGGAACCUGUGGCCACGGUUGUGAGUUUGCCGCAGGCCCACCUUGUAUCGGACGAGGGCCUUCAAGUGGUCACCGAUUCGAAAGACUCGAACGAUGGCGAGGCAGAAAACUUUCGGUUCGAUCUAAGCCGGUACAGUUCUCCGUCCAACUAUUCCCAGGGUGGAAUAUCGCUGGGUGAGUCGCGUUCCGCGCGGGAGCAAUUCUUCGCCGAGAGGUCCGAUGAGAUUACGACGGAAUUGCCGGGUGAAUUGUUGGAAACCACCAGCACACAGGAGCCACUUGCCUCGGAUGAAAGUGUAACCGAGCUGGUUAAGUUGGAAACUAACGAAAUCGGCUUUCCGGAUGUGUUGAUCGGCACGAAUCAUACGCUGGAAAGUAAUAGAACCGUACGGCUGAAUCGCUCGGAGGUUGAAAGCACUGACUACGAGUUGGUGUCCAAUGAGGUGCGCAAUCAAACGACACUACCGAAGGGGAAGAAAGGUAAGUUUUUGGACCAGUUUGGUGCUACUGAAGACAAUGACAUCAACGGUGCCGCAUGGGCUCUCGCUGGGAUGCGAAUUGUCGAGCGAACUUCCAAUAAGGGUGGUCAAGCAGCGGCGGAAAGUGUGGAAGUGGUUCGGGAUGAUGGCGAGAAUGCGGUCGCUAAUAACACCCUCAAGCAGCUGAUAGAUUGGGCCGUGAUAAUGCAAGAUGCCGAUUUUGCAAAUAGUUCUUUUGUGAGGCCAACCAGCGGAGAAGUCGAUUUGAAGAAUGAACUCAAGGAUCGGCGAAGGAAUGGAAGCAAAACUCCGACGGUUGGUGAUGCGUUGAGUGAGGAGAACAGACUUACGUCGUUGGUUACGGAAAUGAUGCCGGCUGGUAAUGUUGGUACUACGGUAGCUCCGGCUACUUCGGCUGCCGAGGAUGAUGGAUUGGAGGACUUUAAAUUUGAGGAACGAGCGAAGCUGUCCGUUGAAAGCACAAAGCGUCCUGAUCUAACGAAUUUUAUACAGGAAACAACCACUGCCGCGAACGCUCGGGUGACACAAGUCGUAACUACUACGAUGAGAUCAACACGAGACUAUGAAGUUAGUGAAGACGUAGAUGAAAACGUGAAGUUCGCUCUACCCACCCGGACCACAACUAGCAGAUUUGAGUCCAGUACCGUCUUCGAAGAUAUGCCAAUAACUACGUACUCUCCACUAUCUCCAAUACUGAGAAAAACGGAAGCUGCCACAGAGUCCUGGCUGCCAACGACAUUUGAGUCAAUGCGAACACGCCGACCGUUGACAACGACUACCACACAAGCACCAACUACGGUUCGAACAGCCGCCGAAACGUUACCUCCAGUAACGACUACCACUGCGACUUCUGCGUCGACUGACAUUCCCCUUCUCAAUGAGCUUUUUCACAAAGAAAACGAGCGGGAGAAUUCAUCACCGGAAGUGGACACCGCAGCUAUCAAGCAAUUCAAUAGCGACCUUUCUGUGACUACAUCAACCGCUACUUCACCGACUCAAUUCACUCAAAGAAUUACCGAACCCAUUGUACCACAGGAGUCUACCGUCCAACCAACAGCAGUAGAAUUCCGUCCAGCAGUAGAUGGUACCACUGAUGGAGUGGAUCUCACUAACAAACCAACGAUAACGGCCGAGGUGCAUACCAAUCCCAACCAGCCUGUCCUUAUCGAUGAAAAGAACGUCUACAACACGGACCCCGAAACCACCGAUAGUCCUGUUCCCGAGCCUGAACCAUCAUCUUUACCGGAAUCGGAACCAACUUCGGAACCGAGCACAACAACGGCCCGCUCGAACGUUCGUACGUCAGUCACUACCGAGCUGUCUGAGGAAGAAUCGGUUACAGAGGAAGACUACGUCGAUCUUAGCGGCAAGAAUGCAUCUGCGGGAUCCUCUUCCAAGUCGCCACUCGAUGCGGAACCAUCCGAUCCUCCUCAAGCUACUGAAGAAGAGGAAGGUGGCAGCGGAGUCGUGAUUGCGGUCGUUGCUAGCCUACUGAGUGUGGCUCUGUUGCUACUCUUGGUUGCGGCGUAUAUGUACUAUCCACAAUUGCAGGUACUGCUGCGCAAGCGGCAGGCGCAGGUUUCCUAUGGACAGCGUUGCCGUCCGGUAGGGCUGGACGCCUACAGCCUGGACAAUGUGUCGGUAUACAACAGCGUACGACGGAAGGGCAAUACGCUGCGAAUGUCCAAGCGGUCAUACGGUAAUUCUGCCUUCGAGGAUCCGGGACUGAAAACAAAUCCCCUCACGGUUGCCGAACUGGCUAACAUCAUUCAGAACAAGACCGCGAUGUACGAUGAGUUCAAGGAAAUUCCGAACGUGACGGCCCGUGCUGAUGAAGUGCCGGAAGGGUGUGAAGAUAAAAACCGAUACGCUAAUGUGGUGCCGCUACCGGAAACUAGAGUGCACCUGAAGCGCAUCAACGAAGACGAGAAAACGGAGUACAUCAAUGCCAACUUUGUUAAGGGUCCAAAGGACAACGGUAAUUACUACAUCGCCUGUCAGGCACCGAUGGAGAACACUAUCAACGACUUCUGGCGUAUGAUGUGGGAACAGAACUCCAAGGUUAUCAUCAUGGCCACCGAUUUGAGUGAGAACGGAGUGGAAAAAUGCGCCGAAUAUCUUCCUCCAUCGGUCGUGUUGGACAAUAACCGCACUUUCGGAGACUUCCAGCUAACACUGAAGAACCGUGAGAACAAGGAAAAGUACACCAUUUCGACCGUACAUCUGCGCAACACACAGACCGGUACGUGGCGGGAGAUCAUGCACUUCUGGUACCAGUGGCCGGACACUGGCGUGCCCAUCGAUGAGUCCUCGAUCAUCGCAAUGCUGCUGGAGGCCCGUAGUUACUCCCGGUUGGCACCAGCCGAGAUGGCGGAUGUCGUGACCGGCAUAAUUGGUAGCAUCGCCGAGGAGGAUGGCACCGAGAGUGACCAUCUGCCGGCCACUCCCAAAGCCAACGGCAGUGCCACGGAUUCUAGUGUAGCUGUAGUAGUAGGUAGCAAUAGUGUAGAUAGUUCGGUCAACAACAAUAACAACAACAACAAAACGGUGACAGCGGACAGUGCGGCACCCAACAGUCUUGUGUCCAACGGGGGAACGAUGGACAAGCACAAGUCACUGCAGAGAACUCAAGGACCUAUAACGGUACACUGCUCGCCGGGAACUGGCCGAACAGGAACGAUCAUCGCAUGCGAUGUAGCGCUGCGGGCGGUUGAGAUUCCUCCGCGAACCGUGGACAUUCCGCACAUUGUGUACUACGUACGAAGGGGACGCGCUAGCGCCGUUAGGACGCGUGAACAGUACGAGCUAAUAUACAGGGUUGCUAACGUAUACGCCACCAAGCUGACGGGGCCGACGAUAGAAACAUGAGAACGACUCAUUUAAAAUCAAGUAUUGUGAGUACAUUCGAGAGAACGCUUCGCUAGUUACAGGCAGUUACAAUAGGAGAGACCGCGGCAAACUUUGCGCGGUGCAGGUGCAAUCUAUUCUAUAGUUUGCAAGCACAGUACCAAAACCAACCAAAAUAAUUACCGACAGAAGCUUCAGAGAGCGGUAGAGAAAAAAGCAGAAGCAGCUACGGGUGCCUUUUCCCUUCCAAACAGCAAGCAAUCGAUCCUCAGUCUUUAGGGCAAUUCGGAAUCCUAGCACCUAGAACUGCUGUGCACUCUAUGCUUUCUAUACUAUUAGUGUGAGAAAUUUCGUUCGAACAGGGCGCGAACCAACUGUGGAUGUAUUUUUAAUGGAAAAGUUUUUUUUACUAAAGAAACACACCCAUCAAAAAUACUUCCCAGCAUCCGUCCCGUUCGGACGGAGUUCCACCAAAGCUUCCUCUGCAACAGAAUCCCAGCUGUCCCGGACUUUCCCGGGGCCAGCAUUCACCAGCUCUUCUAAGCAAAUACCAGAAUCAAAUCGAAUGCAAGGGCUCAGCCAUCGUCGGUGGUCGCGGUAAAAUCUUCUUUAAAGAAAAGUCGAACACAAAUGAGAAGACACCCGCACCAGCCGGACUGGCCAAUCAAUUGAAAAAUAAAAACCACACAACACACACGCAGCCCAAGGACUCAUAAUACUUGAUUUUAAUCUCUAGUGGGAUAGAGACUAAAAUUUGGAAACCACAAUAAGCGAAACGGAAUGUCCAGGAAAAGACAGUAAAAAAAACACGAAACAUUUGUAAGAAAAAUCUCCUACUACCUAUUCUAUGCUUUCUGUUCUGUGACCCUUUACCUGUUAGAGGAACUUUAUGUACAGAAUCGUAAAACCAAUAAUCUAGACACGACAUUCUCCACUAUUGUUCCCGCCCAAAGCACCACCUAUAAUCUAUGGUAUAGUAAGUAGAAGCUACUAUGUGUUACUGGAGACACCCUCGAAUAGUCUCCGCUCUUCCUGAGAACCACUCUUCAAACCUUCCACUAGGAUUGGUUGUUUUUUUUUUUGUUCUUCAUCUAGAUUGCUUAAGGUAAGCUUUAGUUAGGAUAAACCGAAAGACAACAGUUGCAAUAUUAGACGUGUAUAGAAAAGUUAGUUAUAAAUCAUGGGAACAGUUUCGUUUUUUAUCGGUAAAACUGACUCCCGAAAAUAGGGUAAACCAUCAAAAGCAUGACCAUGUUCUAAGCGAGCAUAUGAGGGGCACAAUAACGCAACGAACGCAACAGUGAGUUAAAAUUUGAUACGCAAAAAAAAAGAAACAUGUUAAUGGGAAGGAAGUGUCAUAUAUGGGUUUGUCUGUGGUGCUAGUGAAAUGAUGACUAUUACAACUAUAAUUAUUGUUAUGAUUUUUUUUGUUUGUUAAUGCUGCGAUGUUACAUAUUAUUACCUGCUAAUUGCUGUUCGUACGUCUGUAUAUAAAAUUGUGAUAAUUACUAUUUAGAGAGAGAAAGAUUUCCUAUACCAGGCAGAUAUUUUUGAAUCCACGCGCAAUAAUUAUUUAUUCUCAACGCGAAAUGCAUCUCAUUAGGAAAGGAACGAAGAAACACCACUAAAUAAACUGUUAGUAAAAAAAACUAUAUACAUUUUCGACGGGAUUGAAAAUCUUCGCUUUAGGAAGUAGGCGAGUCGAAUUAAAACCUUUAAAGAUUUCCAGUUUCUCUAGACAAAAUGAAACGGCAUGAAGGAAAAACAAGAUGACAGAGCUUGAUAGCAAUAUUUAUUAUCAUUAAACGCGGAUAAAGCAACCUUCACAGCUGACGUCAAUCUGAGGCAAGUUAAACUUCAAACACCACACGCCAAGUACAGUAAUUCCCAUUGGAGCCUUUAUUGUAUAGUUUAGAAUAGGGCUUACGAUUUAUCUAGAAUGAAAAAAUAGUUAAAGCAGAUUUCCUUUUUGUUGUCAAAUGUGGGGAAAACUUUAUCACAGCUUCCAAAGCUUAACAUCCUCCUAUGGGAAAUGAAUGAAUGCGUUGAGUGCGUAAGUUCAACUUUGUUAGAGUCUAAACUAAACCUACUCAUAGGAAGCAUUAAAGCUAAAAACGAACACAGGUAAUCAUUCACUAGCAAUGUCCACGCCGUCCCAGGUUAUCAAUCUGUACAGACCAGGAAAAACUGCAGCGGCUGGGCAUUGUUCGAAGUAAAAAAAAGUAAUCACGGGUUUUCUAAUUAUUGUAAAACCAUGAAAAUAAAACUGCAAUCAAUAAGUUGUUCUAUGAUGCUGUA